AGCGCCGGCCGAGGAGCAUCUGCGGCUCGGGCUGCGCCAGCUGUCUAGCCGUCAGUGCUGCCGGGGACGCAGACAGAGCAGGCUGUCGGAAUCUGCACGACUGACGGAAAAUGGCUGCUAACGCGGGAUCCAUGCGUAUCCUCAUCAAGGGAGGGAAGGUGGUCAACGAUGACUUCACCCAGGAGGCCGACGUCUACAUCGAGAACGGCAUCAUACAGCAGGUUGGAAAGGAGCUGAUGAUCCCAGGUGGGGCUAAGGUGAUCGAUGCUUCUGGGAAGCUGGUGAUUCCAGGUGGAAUCGACACCAGUGUCCACAUGCAGGACACAUUUAUGAACGCCAACAUCCAGGAUGACUUCUACAGCGGGACCAAGGCUGCUCUGAUGGGUGGCACCACCAUGGUGAUGGCUCUGGCCCUGCCGGAGCAGCACUGCUCCCUGGUGGACGCCUACGAGAAGUGCCGGGCUCUGGCCGACGCCAAGGCGUGCUGCGACUACGCUCUGCAUGUCGGGGUGACCUGGUGGGGACCAAAGGUACACAAUGAGAUGGAGACCCUGGUGAGGGAGCACGGUGUCAACUCCUUCCAGAUGUUCAUGGCCUACAAAGAUAUGAUGAUGCUGCGGGAUUCAGAGCUGUAUCAGACCCUGCAGACCUGCAAGGACAUCGGAGCCAUCGCACGUGUCCACGCUGAGAACGGAGAGCUGGUGGCUGAGGGUGCCAAAGAGGCUCUGGAUCUGGGCAUCAGUGGGCCUGAAGGAAUAGAGAUCAGUCGACCAGAAGAACUUGAGUCGGAAGCUACUCACAGGGCCAUCACCAUCGCAAACAGGGCCCACUGCCCCAUCUACCUUGUGAAUGUGUCCAGUAUGUCUGCUGGAGACAUGGUCGCUGCUGCUAAGAUGCAAGGUAAGGUGGUCCAUGCUGAGACCAGUGUGGCCCACGCAGUGCUCACUGGGAUGCAAUAUUACCACCAGGACUGGGCUCAUGCUGCUGCCCACGUGGUCGUCCCUCCUCUCCGCCUGGACCCAAACACACCCAGCUACCUUAUGGGCCUGCUGGGAAAUGAUACUCUGAGUGUUGUGGCGUCAGAGCACCGCCCGUUUAGCACCAAGCAGAGAGCUCUGGGCAAAGAGGACUUCACCAAGAUUCCUCAUGGAGUGGCUGGAGUCCAGGACAGGAUGAGUGUCAUGUGGGAGAGGGGAGUGGUUACAGGAAAAAUGGAUGAGAACCGUUUUGUGUCUGUGACCAGCUCCAAUGCUGCAAAGAUCUUCAAUCUGUAUCCACGCAAAGGCCGCAUCAUCCCCGGAGCUGACGCUGAUGUGGUGGUCUGGGACCCCGAUGCAACAAGGACGAUUUCUGUGAGCACUCAGGUGCAGGGUGGGGACUUCAACCUGUACGAGGGGAUGCGCUGUCACGGUGUUCCCCUGGUCACCAUCAGCCGAGGACGUUUGGUGUGUGAGAACGGUGUGUUCAUGUGUGCUGAAGGGUCCGGGAAGUUCUACCCACAGCGCACUUUCCCAGACUUCCUCUAUAAGAAGAUGGUCCAGCGAGAGAAGACUCAGGGUUACAAAGGGGUUGACAGGGAUCCCUACUCCGGUGAUGUAGCCAAAGUCACCAACACGAUGAAGAAGGAGCUCGGUCUGGGCCCCAUCGAUGGGGAGUCCCCGACCAAAGCCUGCCCUCGGCAGCAGGGGAUCCGAGACCUGCACGAGUCCUCCUUCAGCCUCUCAGGGUCUCAAGUGGACGACCACAUCCCGAAGAGAUCCUCCGCCCGGAUCCUGGCCCCUCCCGGCGGCCGCUCCAGUGGCAUCUGGUAAUCACCGGCGCUGUAGCCCCAACCGUCCAGGCCUCUUUGUUUUGUAUGUUUCUGAGCAACCAGGAAAACUGCACUGAUUUUCAACCACAGGAUUAAAAGGGGGAAAAUAAAUUAAAUCAUAUGUUGCUGUGAUUGGUGAUGACCUGAGUCUGAUGAGUGGUUUGCCAAAGUGUCUUUUACAAAUCUAAUUUGUGGUUUAAUUGGAGUGGUGUCUUCAAUGACAUGAUGACAGUGAAGGGCUAUCUGUAAAUUUCAAAAUAAAUUCAAGAUAAUUUUGCUAACAUGAAUAAAAUGCGCUCAUCAUCACCCUGCUUACAUCUUGUGAAGAGAAACAAACUUAACCUGUGAAAAAUCAAAACCAGUCCAGUUUUUGCUGGUUUUAACUGAAGUGACAUCGACUUAAAAAAAAAAAAAUAACAGUAAAAUUGGAUUUAGUGACGUAUAUUUCAAACCUCUCGCACACCAACGUUCACUGUAGUCACCAUAGCUUUAGACUUAUAUGAAGAUGUGUGUGGAUUCGUUUUGUGAUUGAAACCGUCCACUCCGCCCGGCUUCCUGCUGCACCGCGGGUUUCUCUGACAGUGUUUUUGUUUCCGAUGGACCAACCGUGCCGUGUGGUGAUGAAAUCCGACUGCUCCCAACACUGUGCAAUCUUACAAUUCCACUCCGUAAACAGAGUCACACUAGAUCCCGCUCAUCCUCAUACUUUCACUGCCUUUGACGUCCACUAAGGAACACCCGGUCACCUUCACCUAAAGCACCACGGGAGAGUAGAGGUGUAGAAAUGUGCACCGCCUGGGUUGAUGUUGUCGUCAUUCCAGUGGCUUUAUCUUGCCGAGUAUACAAAACCAAGACAGUUCAAGAGCACACGCGGGAAUAUUACUGGAGGGGUAAGGAAACAUGGACGAAAAGUAUAAACUUGACAUGCAUUUAGUCCCACCUAUUAAGCCUUUCUCUCUGCUCAAACAGGCUUUUUGUAAAAUUAUACAAUUAAUAUCAGUGUUGACAGAUACAUCAGAUAAAUAAAGUUCGACACAAGCUGAAGGUUUCAGCAGGAACUUUAAACAGCCUGCUCCUCCAGACAAGACUCUUCAUUUUAGAGCAAAGAAGCUUCUAGUCUGAAUUUCAUGACACACAAACAUUGGAUUAUCUCAUGAAAAAGCUGCCUGACAGCAGUGGAACUCUUUCAUCUGGGAAUAAAUGUCCCUGAAACUACAUUUUUCUACAACUGGCAGCUCAUUCUCUGAUUAACUUAACACGAAAUGAACUGCCUGUACAUAUAUUUGACAAACAAACCCUUGGAUUACAGAUAGAGUAAACUGAAAACAACCAUGAGAAAGCAGGCGAAGCUUUUCAUUUGUAGGAAAGUGAAGUUGGAUUGUCGUUACAUCAGUGUGUCUCUGCUGAGCAGGAAGAUUGAGCUGCACAGGCUCAAGAAAAACCACUGAUCCUCGCGCCUCCCAGUGAUGUCUCAUUCCUGCCUACUAGUAUUGUAUUUAUAAAUGAUCACAUCUUUGUGUCCAGGCACUCUAUAUACCGAGGAUGUUGGUUUUUGUGUCUUUUUUGUUGAAAGAGUAAGUGUGCCAAUGGGAAUCAGUCUCGCUGCACUGUCAUCAAUGCAUGAAAAGCACCACAUGGAGAUGAGAAGAGAAGAAACGUCUCCCCUGAAAGCCACAGGCUCAUUAAAAACUGGUGCUGUACUUUUUUUUUUUUUAGGAUUAUUUACAAUAUUGUUAUUUUAUUGUUGGACAGUUUUUUCUUCUUUUAUUGAAGGCACUGUGACUGCUCAGUGGUUGUGUGUGUUUGUAGAUUAUUGUUGUGUCAGACGAUGAACCUGUUGAAUCUGUAAGUGGCUGCUUGUUUCUUACCACGCCAAUAACAUCAAAUAAAUAAACACAAGAAA
Molecule: messenger RNA, 3713 nt
Organism: Cololabis saira (Pacific saury)
Lineage: Eukaryota; Metazoa; Chordata; Actinopteri; Beloniformes; Belonidae
Product: dihydropyrimidinase-related protein 5-like
Exons: 14
Coding region: 111-1811 (566 amino acids)
Cellular component (GO): cytoplasm; cytosol
Molecular function (GO): hydrolase activity, acting on carbon-nitrogen (but not peptide) bonds, in cyclic amides
Source: RefSeq, a predicted model, not a curated record